This is a messenger RNA of Ailuropoda melanoleuca (giant panda), 2759 nucleotides long. It is a transcript of the gene MTFP1, whose product is annotated as mitochondrial fission process 1. The record is from RefSeq and is a predicted model, not a curated record. Gene Ontology annotation, biological process: mitochondrial fission. NCBI's taxonomy places the organism in Eukaryota, Metazoa, Chordata, Mammalia, Carnivora, Ursidae. Gene Ontology annotation, cellular component: mitochondrion. The coding region runs from base 1677 to 2219 and encodes 180 amino acids. The transcript is spliced from 4 exons.
CCGAUUGGUCCAGCUGAUGGGCUGUCUUCUGCCAUCUUUGUUAAGGGCACCAAGGGGUCUCCUGGCCGCCUUCAAGGUCUGGGCGGAGGCCUCGCCCCACUGGUUUGUGGAUACGCGCCGAAACAUUCUAGCGCGCGGAUCUGUGCGGGUGUAGGGAGAACGUGCAGCGCCCCGGUGGGCAUAGAGUGGGAGGGAAGCGGACGAGCGGCGCUCACGUGGUGCUAGGGACCGUCUCCUAAUUCCGCGCCAGCACUAUCGGUGUUUCCGGGGUUGCAGAGCGCUUUUGGUCCCGAGCUCAGCGUUCUGCGAGGUCACCGCUGAGUCGGCUGCCCGACACGACCAUACCACGACAGAGACGCCCAGGGCUGAAACUGGAGUCCUUGAUAUUGAACCAAGGUCUUUAUUUCCCCCACCUUUAUUUGAUGAUAAUAAAAAGCUAAUUCUUUAAAAUGCGCUCCUACUGGGUACCACGCAGCAACCCUGUGCUUGCGGCCCUGGGUGGUUGCUUAGAUUCAAGGUAAUAAUACGUGCAAAGCGCUUAGAAGUGAGCCUUAACAAGUGAGCGCUCAGUAAAGAUGGGCUACCAGUGGGUUUUACAGACGUAGCCAAUAGGUGACACAACUGGCCUUUUGAACCCAGGACCACCCGUCUUUAAUGGCUGCCUCUUCGCUGCCUGAUACCUCCAAAAUCCAAAGGAUUCACAGCUUUAGUGAAGUGCAGUCAUUGCUCACAUGAGUAAACUGAGGUCCAGCUGGGGAAGAGUUUCUUAGUAAUCUCUAUCACCCAAGACCACUCACUCUGUUCUGCUCAGUUCCCUGAUGUUUUGUUUUCCUUGCCUCAUUCAUUCAGUCAUUCAUUCGUCCAUUCUAGGUUCUGCCCCCAAGAAUCUUGGUCUGGGGGUUAUACCGAUCCAGUUAGACCUCAGAGCUUGAUAUAUUAACAUGGCACCUGGCAGGAAGGCACUCGAGUCCAAAUAUCCACCUCGCCACCUUUCACUCCUCCAGCCUCAUUAACUCAACUCAAGAGCGCGAGAUCUGGAGCCAUGGCCUGGAUUCAAAUGCCCGCUUCACCACUUAGCUGUAUGACUUGGGAAAGUGACCGAUUUUUUGUGUGUGUGUGUGCCUCUAUUUCCUUGUCUGUAAAAUGGGGGUCCCAGGUGGGUGGGAGGCUUUAAGGAAGUAAUCUGUCUAGUCUUUAGUCAGUGGUCUGGCAAUAGUAAACUUAAUAAAUGAUUUCUUAUAGUUAAUCCUUGCAACUGUCCCAGGAGUGAACACUGUGUUCCCCAUUUAAUAAAUUAAUAAAAUGAGGUUACAGAGUACAGUCUCUUGCGUGAGGUCACACAGCUAUAAAAUGUAACUAGGAAGUGUAGCAUGCCGCAUUUGAACCCCAGUCUCUUUGGCUCUAAAACUACAGUCAGUCGCGGGAAAGGAUUGCGCCAACCACUCAACCCCAGAGAAAACGUGAAGAAUAUUAAUCUGUAAAACCCGAGCCUGGGAGAGGGGCUUCGGUGCGCGGGGUAAUUUGCAGACGCUCCCUGCCAGCGGGGACCGCACGACCUGUCCUUCAGUCCGGGACCUUCAGCUGGUCCCGCCGCGGCUGACCGGAGCGAUAGUGGAAGCUGAGGUUGUAAAGGCAGCAGGACCGGCUGCAGUGGCUCCUGCCGAGGCGGAAGCACCAUGUCUGAGCCACCCCCGCGGGGUGCCGAGCGCGAUCUUUUCCGGGACACGUGGGUACGGUACCUAGGCUAUGCCAAUGAGGUGGGAGAGGCGUUCCGCUCCCUGGUACCAGCAACUGUGGUGUGGCUGAGCUAUGGUGUGUCCAGCUCGUACGUGCUGGCCGAUGCCAUUGACAAGGGCAAGAAGGCAGGAGCUGUACCGAGCUCUGAAGCAGGCCGCAGCUCCAGGGUGACCGUGGCUGUGGUGGACACUUUCGUGUGGCAGGCCCUGGCUUCUGUGGCUAUCCCAGGCUUCACUAUCAACCGUGUGUGUGCUGCCUCUCUCUACAUCCUGGGCACUGCCACCCGCUGGCCUCUGUCUGUCCGCAAGUGGACCACCACUGCACUGGGGCUUCUGGUCAUCCCUGUCAUCAUCCACCCCAUUGACAGCUCCCAGUGGUCACUUGCUCACCACUGUCCACCACCCCACAGGUCAGUGGACUUCCUCCUGGACUCCAGCCUGCGUAAGCUCUACCCGUCAGUGGAGAAGCCCAGCUCCUCCUGACCCCACCCUGGUACCUGGCCUGUGAAUUGGCCCACUCCCUGCUCUGGUCCAACUUUCUCCUGCCAUGGGUUGUGGACGCCUGGCUCCCUGGGGUCUGAGGCCCUGCCGUCUGAGUAUGUUUGCACCAGAUGGAAACUGAGAGACAAAGGCCUCAAGGAGCAGCAGAUGCCGUGACUCACAGAAAAGGGAGACCUGAACCCCAUCUGCUUCCAUGGAAUCUGUGACACUGAGGGGCAGUGGACCUGUCUUUUGACAGGAAAGUAACACCCUCCCGUGGAGGAUAAGCAGACUGAAGCCCGGACAGGGCAAGGAAUAGAGCCAAGGUCACUUAGCAAGCUGGGGACCCGGGAGUCCCAGUGGCUUGGCCCCAUGGCAGUGUGGCUGGACAGACGAGCAGCAGACACUCGGAGAAAUGCAAGAGCGCAGUCUCGGGCAGCCUGAGGACUGGUUCUCCAGCCAGCCCAUCCCUGGUGCGGGACCUGCUCGGGCCUGGCUGGAAGGCAGGACAGCCCCCGGCCCAAUAAAUCCUCAAGAAGUUGA